Molecule: messenger RNA, 1044 nt
Organism: Candidula unifasciata
Lineage: Eukaryota; Metazoa; Mollusca; Gastropoda; Stylommatophora; Geomitridae
Source: the annotation of a GenBank genome assembly
AUGCAGUCGCCUCACUCGAAGAUGACCCUGAAGGAGAAAUUAGAUUUCAUAGACGAAGAAAUAAGAAAAUUACACUUAUGUUGUUCUUUAGCUGGAUAUACUGAAUCCGAAAUAGAAAGUUUUGCUCAGCCGUUUUUUAAAAAGGACGUCAAUCAUCUGGGAUCUGCCGGCUGGACGAGUUGGAAAGCAUGGAAGAAAACUGCUGCAGCUUUGGUUGUGGUGAUGCUUGUUCUGCCCUUUGUGUACUAUCCAGCCUUUAGAGUGCUGUGUGGUUUGACCAGACUCGGAGGCAAGCAGAUUUUACCUCUAUUGGACUGGACGGCCAUUUGGAACGAAGGCUGUCUUGUGAGAAACCCGCUUUAUGAGCCGAUGAAUGUCACAAUGGCGGACUGUGAGGUAUGUGAAAAUACAGAACAGUUGGCGCGGCUGCACAAUCUGGACAGUUUUCUUCUCAUGAGGUUACGGGAGCAACACGUACCAUUCAUUGCGGAGGACGCUUCUGUUAACUGGAAAAACAACAGCAACAUCACACUUGCUCAGCUAGCAGGGAUGUACAACAGACACCCCCUUCUGAUAGACAAAGAAAGCUGUAAAAUGCAAAGCAAUGUUAGGGGCGUCUUCUUUGACCAUAAAAUCCUUUUGAACAAGGUAGUGACAGGGAAGAUUGAUCAGUUCUACGCUCACUGGCAGAACUGCGAUAUGUCAGCCGCUAAAGCUCUCCGCCAGAUUUACAAACUCCCGUACUUUCUUCCGUCAGCGUACACUCCGCCAAAAGAAGACUGGGUCCUCAUUUCCUCCAACUACAGCAGCAAGAUUUUGAAGCCGCUGAGUUUCACCCAAGAUAUUAUUUUCCUGAUACAACUCAAAGGGGAGAAUCACGUCUACAUCAGUGCCAUUGAUCUGUGCAAAACCGUCUGCCCCGUGUUACAAGCUACCCUGCAACAAGGAGAAGUUUUGGCUGUUCCCAACGGUAUCUGGAAUAUAGAAUACCUGCCGUCCAACUCAUCCGAGAACAUCGCAAUAGCUGUGGAGGUGAGCUUUUGA